This is a messenger RNA of Aspergillus melleus, 1071 nucleotides long. RefSeq names its product O-methyltransferase. Gene Ontology annotation, molecular function: O-methyltransferase activity. The record is from RefSeq and is a predicted model, not a curated record. Lineage: Eukaryota; Fungi; Ascomycota; Eurotiomycetes; Eurotiales; Aspergillaceae. Bases 1 to 1071 code for a protein of 356 amino acids. The transcript has 5 exons.
AUGCAAAAUAUCUGCGUCCGCGUUGCGGUCGAGCAAAAAUUCCUCCAAGCCAUCGCGGAGAAUGACAGCCCCAUUACCUCGGCAGAGAUAGCGCGGGGAACAAAUACGGAGGAAUUGCUCAUCGUGCGCGUGAUGCGGGUUAUGACGGCGAUCGGCUUUGCGGAUGAGACGGCACACCAAACGUACGCUGCGAACGAGGUGACUCGGUUUGCGAUCCUGCCGGGGUCAAUUGCGGCCGUGAAACACCACUUCGAGCCUGACUUUGGCAUGGGAGCGAAGCUAGUCGACUACAUGCGCGGCCCUGGUGUCUCGCAAUUCGCUGACCAGCCGGAUGAAGUCACCCUAUUCAAAUAUGCGCACGGUUUCGACAAGAUCUUCGGCAUGCUGGAGGUCAACCCCGAGCAGAAAGAAGCGUUUGACGAGUACAUGGCGGCGCGACGACUGGUGCAGCAACCGCAGUGGUUUGAAAUGUACCCGGCCGCCAAGAAAUUGAGAAACGUACGGUCGCAAACAGACUCGGUGCUGCUAGUCGACGUGGGCGGUGGACCAGGUCAAGAAAUGGCGCGAUUCAGGCAGCGACACCCGGAAAUUGCAGGUCGGAUCGUCUUGCAAGAUCUUCCCCUGACAUUGAACCGGAUCGAAAAAGUUCCGGAGGGAAUUGAGCCGAUGGAGUACGACUUCUUCACACCGCAACCAGUCCAGGGAGCACGGGCAUAUUUCCUCCGGCAGGUGCUGCAUAAUUGGUCCGAUGCGAAGAGUAUCCAGAUUCUCUCCCGGAUUGCAGACGCCAUGGAUGCGGACUAUUCGACGCUGCUGAUCGACGACUAUGUGCUUCCCGAUACCGGGGCCGGGUUGCGGGCGGCGGAGAUGGAUAUCCUCAUGUGGUUACAUACGGCGGGGUUAGAAAGGACGGUCUCGCAGUGGAAAGCGCUAUUUGAUGCAGUUGGGCUCGAGUUGGUGGGGUUUUGGAACACCGAUAAGAGCGAUGAGUCAGUGUUGGAAGUGCGAAAAAAGGCAAAGAACAGGGAGAACAGGGCGAAUGGUGGACCCGCGAUGGUGGCAAAGCUCUGA